Messenger RNA from Hemibagrus wyckioides, 2753 nucleotides. RefSeq names its product solute carrier family 7 member 6 (gene slc7a6). Gene Ontology annotation, molecular function: L-amino acid transmembrane transporter activity. Gene Ontology annotation, biological process: amino acid transmembrane transport. Gene Ontology annotation, cellular component: membrane. NCBI's taxonomy places the organism in Eukaryota, Metazoa, Chordata, Actinopteri, Siluriformes, Bagridae. The record is from RefSeq and is a predicted model, not a curated record. Bases 209 to 1693 code for a protein of 494 amino acids. The transcript is spliced from 10 exons.
CACGUGACCGCAGGAGUUACCGGUAUCACGUGAGCCCUGUCCCUGUGUCCGCUGUGGUGAGGAGUGUGUGAGGAGUGUGUGGAGUGUGUGAGGAGGAUGCUCCUCGGUGUGUUCGCUGUUCGGGAGCUCGGGUCCAGCUGAGAGGCGGAGGACGGGACGAGAUCGAAGCAGGUUGCAGUGUUUGUUCCUCCACCAUCUCAAAGACAGAAUGGAGAACGGUUCAGGUUCUGGUGUAUUAAACAGACAGCGCUCUGGAGGAACAGAAGCGUCUCAGUCCAGAGAGAAGAUGCAGCUGAAGAAGGAGAUCUCGCUCCUGAACGGCAUCAGCCUCAUCGUGGGGAACAUGAUCGGCUCUGGGAUCUUCGUCUCUCCCAAAGGUGUGCUGAUGUACAGCACCUCCUACGGGCUGUCGCUGGUCAUCUGGGCCUUUGGGGGAAUCUUCUCCGUCGUCGGCGCUCUGUGUUACGCUGAACUGGGAACCACCAUCACCAAGUCAGGUGCCAGUUACGCCUACAUCCUGGAGUCGUUCGGAGGUUUCCUGGCGUUUAUCCGUCUCUGGACGUCGCUCCUCAUCAUCGAGCCCACCAGCCAGGCCAUCAUCGCCAUCACUUUCGCCAACUACCUGGUGCAGCCGCUGUUCCCCACCUGCGAGUCACCGUACUCCGCCUCCCGCCUCAUCGCCGCCGCCUGCAUCUGUUUGUUGACGUUCAUUAACGCAGCGUAUGUGAAGUGGGGCACCAGAGUGCAGGACAUCUUCACCUACGCUAAAGUUCUGGCGCUCAUCGUCAUCAUCAUUACAGGCCUGGUGAAGCUGUGUCAGGGUCACACAGGAAACUUUGAGGGUUUCUUCCAGGGGUCAUCUCAUGACCCGGGAGGCAUUGCCCUAGCCCUGUACUCCGCCCUGUUCUCCUACUCGGGCUGGGACACACUCAACUUUGUCACUGAGGAAAUCAAGAACCCUGAGAGGAAUCUUCCUCUGGCUAUCGCCGUGUCCAUGCCCAUCGUCACCAUCAUCUACAUCCUGACCAACGUGGCCUACUACACCGUGCUGGACAUGAGCUCCAUCCUGGCCAGUGACGCCGUGGCUGUGACAUUUGCUGAUCACACUUUGGGUGUAAUGAGUUGGACAAUCCCCAUUGCUGUGGCUCUGUCCUGCUACGGUGGACUGAAUUCCUCUAUCAUUGCAGCGUCCAGGCUUUUUUUUGUUGGAGCUCGUGAGGGUCAUCUCCCUGAUGCGUUAUCAAUGAUCCAUGUGCAAAGGUUCACGCCUGUUCCUGCGCUGCUCUUCAAUUGUGCCAUGGCUCUGAUCUACCUGACCGUACAGGACGUGUUCCAGCUGAUUAACUACUACAGCUUCAGCUACUGGUUCUUUGUCGGUUUGUCCAUCGCCGGACAGAUCUACUUGCGGUGGAAAGAACCAGACAGACCGCGGCCUCUGAAGUUGUCGUUGGUGUACCCCGUGGUGUUCUGCUUCUGUACGGUGUUCCUGGUUGCGGUUCCUCUCUACAGCGACACGCUCAACUCCCUAAUCGGCAUCGCCAUCGCUCUCUCCGGCAUUCCCGUCUACUUCCUGGGCGUUCAUCUCCCCGAGUCCAAACGGCCGCCGUUCAUCACCACACUGCUGCGUUCGGUCACUCGAUUCACUCAGUUUACGUGUUUCUGCGUGCUGACUGAGAUGGACCCGGUGGAUUAAAUCCUCCAUCCAUCGUGAAAGAACUGCUGUAUCAGCUCAGUGUGUGUCUGAGACCUACACACACACACAGAGUGCAGGACACUGCCAGUCAUGUGACCCAGGGUGUGUCCUCCUCUCAGGGAUAAGUGUGAGGGUCUUAUUGAGGAUGUAAGCUGAUGGAUUUCUGAUCGUCUUCCUGGAACUUAUUUCUCAGUCUUCGUGUCGAAAAUCGAACUUUUUACAGGUUCUUGAUUUGAUCCUGAAGUUAUUUAUUAGCUGCUUUUAUUUGAGAUGUUUUGGAUAUUUUGAGGAAAAUCUGAGCAAGUGAAAAUAUCUCGAGUUUAAUCCAGAGUAAAUUAAUUUCAUAUUACAACAAAGUAUAAGAUUAUUAAACAAAAACAAAUCAGUUAUCUGCAAGAAAACAAUAAAAUCUAAAGCUCUAAAUCAAAGUGUCUAAUCAGCUGAUGAAUAAUACAUAAGAAUCAGAUAUUAAUUAUAUAUUUAUUUAUAUAUUCCUAUUGAAGAUAUUUUCACCUGAUUUAACUUUUUUUACAGUGUGUUUUGUGUUGAGAAUUUUAUUUUGUGAUGUAAUAAGUUGUGGGUGUGGUUUUGGAAAGGGAAACGCUUGACCACAAGCCUUAUGCUACUUUUUUUGUUUUUUAAUAAGAGAAAUGUGUGUUUUCACAUCAUGUGUUGGGUGUUUGAUCAGGUUCUGCAGGUGAGAACGGAGAGAGAGGUUCGUCACUAAACUCUCCUGAACCAAUCGUUUUAUUUCUUUGUAAACGAGGCACUGCCUUGCCCUCGUCCUCCUGCCUUUAUUCCUGCUCUGCUUUUUGGAAAAUCCUGAAUCUGAUUCAGAGGAACUUCUGGUUCCAGUUUUUAACUGCAGUGUGAUCAGGAAUGUGUGAAGAUACACUGUUUAGAGAGGAGUGUGUGUGUUGAACAUGAGUCUUUGUUCCUAAUAUCGUACGCUGAUUUCCUGAUUUUAUUCUCAGUCACUUUCAUUAAGUGUAAUUAAGAGACCUUUUAUUUAUUCGACAUUUUGCUUCAAUAAACACUUCUGAAUUUUGGUUUAUACAUA